AUGGGUUUGAACAUGGCAAUAAACCUAAAUGUGCAUGAACUGUUGGUGAUGGGAGAUUCAGAUUUGCUUAUUCGGCAGGCUCAAGGUGAUUGGGAGACUCUGGACAUCAAGCUCAUUCCAUAUAGACAAUGUGUGGAGGAUCUAAGCAAAAGGUUCAAGUCCAUCGAAUUCAGGUACAUUCCCAGGUUUCACAAUGAAUUAGCUGAUGCAUUGGCCACCCUGACCUCAAUGCUUCCAUAUCCGGGUAAAACUCACAUUGAUCCAUUAGAAAUUCAAAUUCGGGAUCAACAUGGUUAUUGCAAUACAGUUGAAGUAGAACUAGAUGGUGAACCAUGGUAUCAUGAUAUUAAACAGUUUCUGAAAACAAGAGAAUAUCCGGAACAUGCUAAUAGGGAUCAAAAGAGAAUUAUUAGGCGACUCUCUAAUAGUUUCUUUUUGAGUGGGGAAAUCCUAUACAAAAGAACUCCGGAUUUGAAUUUGUUGAGAUGUGUGGAUGCCAAAGAAGAUGAAAUGAUUAUGAAUGAGGUGCAUUCGGGAGUUUGUGGUCCGCACAUGAAUGGAUAUGUUCUAGCAAAGGUGGAAGCUAUUACAUUGAAAGCAGUUACCAAGAAAGCAGUAGUAGACUUUGUUCACUCCAACAUCAUCUGUCGUUUCGGUAUUCCAAAAAUUAUUAUCACGGAUAAUGCUGCUAAUUUGAAUAGUCAUCUGAUGAAGGAAGUAUGUGAACAAUUUAAAAUUGAGCAUCGCAAUUCUACUCCUUACUGGCCCAAAGCUAAUGGAGCUGUUGAAGCUGCGAAUAAGAACAUCAAGAAGAUUCUUAGGAAGAUGGUCCAAGGGUCUAGACAAUGGCACGAGAAAUUGCCUUUUGCUCUUUGGGGAUACCGGACAACUAUCCGUACAUUAGUUGGCGCAAUGCCGUACUUAUUGGUUUAUGGCACUGAAGCAGUCAUACCUGCUGAAGUUGAGAUUCCCUCUCUCCGAAGCAUUGUUGAAGCAGGGAUUGAGGACACUGACUAG
Molecule: messenger RNA, 1017 nt
Organism: Nicotiana tabacum (common tobacco)
Lineage: Eukaryota; Viridiplantae; Streptophyta; Magnoliopsida; Solanales; Solanaceae
Source: RefSeq, a predicted model, not a curated record